Molecule: messenger RNA, 1044 nt
Organism: Desarmillaria tabescens
Lineage: Eukaryota; Fungi; Basidiomycota; Agaricomycetes; Agaricales; Physalacriaceae
Exons: 6
Coding region: 1-1044 (347 amino acids)
Source: RefSeq, a predicted model, not a curated record
AUGACCUCUCAGACUGAUAUACCGGAGGGUCUCACUGAUGAUGAGAUAAAUCUCAUCUUUCAAGCCCUUGACGCUGCGUUAAAUUCAAAUAUACUUGAAUUUCUAUUACAUGGCAUAUACACUGGUGUUCUUGCUGUUACCCUGUGGACCAACUACAUGAACAAAUCUCGACCUAUCAGAAACAUUAUGAUCAUUGUCAUCGUUCUCAUCUACACCCUGACUUCCAUUGAGUUCGCUUUGGACUGGUCAUUUGUGCAUUCUGCAUUCAUCACCGUGACUAGUGGACAAAACUUUUGGACUGUGUAUCUUAAGCUCACCUAUGACAGGGAUAAAGUAGUUUUGAGCAUAGGAAUCACAGGAAUCCUCUGUACCAUCCUUGCAGAUUCUAUCAUGAUCUGGCGUUGUUGGGUGAUCUGGGGCCGGAACUGGCUCAUUGUUCUCCUUCCUACUCUUUGCUUAGUCUCUAGUAUCGGCCCAGCAUUCAAAAGCUUCGACACAUACAUACUGUUCACUGACAGAAACCCACUUGACCUACUCUACCCAGUACUUUAUGCAUCGUUCACUCUCGUUACCACAACAUGGUGCACACUAGGCAUCGUCUACCGUAUCUUGUCUGUCGGUGGUAGACUCAGAGCUUACCACGGCGCUAUCGAAAUCUUGGUCAAAUCCUCUACCCUUUAUUCCGUCGCGUUGAUCCUAUACGUGGCUGUCUUUGCUCACAACGAUUGGGCGGAGGAUUACCUUGAUUCUGUAGCCACGGUUUCACAGGGAAUUGCACCGACACUUAUUGCUGGGCGAGUUGCAGCGGGACACGCUCGCCCAGAUGACUCCUGGGUGGGAAGCGUGAUGUCUUCCCUUCGCUUUGGGUCGGUGGGAAAUCUGAUCCCAACAAGCUCUCAGGGAAGUGUCAUAAUCAAUGAUGACCUCAAAGCUCAGCUUGAGAGCAAAGACCACACUCAGACGCAUUUUGGGGGAGAUACGGCACUAAGUGUCAUGGAGGACGAUGAUUUGGAACCUGAGGCCCAACCAGAGAGAGUACCCUGA